This is a messenger RNA of Caenorhabditis sp. 36 PRJEB53466, 1066 nucleotides long. NCBI's taxonomy places the organism in Eukaryota, Metazoa, Nematoda, Chromadorea, Rhabditida, Rhabditidae. The record is from the annotation of a GenBank genome assembly.
AUGCCGCUGUUCAAGUCGCUCCUUCUUGCCUCGAUGUGCACAAUGGCGUGGGCCAAGUGCGAGGAUGGCGUGGAUAAUAUCAUCAAGUUCAGCGACACCACAAAAGGUCCGUCGCUUUCGCUUUUUUGCCGGACCGUUCUCGAACCGUUUUCAGGAAAGGGAGCGAUCGUUUUCACGGACUUUGAGGUGGCCACGUACGACGAGAACAAGGAGCCGGCGUGCAAGAAGGGAAAGCCAGAGUUUCGACUUCCGGGACACUUUAAACUGCACAAGGGUAAGGGGGUGAGGCGGGGUGCUAUAGUCUGACACAUAUUGUACCCCCUUUGACACAAACAACGGGUACGUAGGAGACGACACGUCACACCGCAGAGUUUGGAGCUUUCUGAUCGGAAAAGCGACAGAAAAAGAUGGGAAAGAAGGGCUUUCUAGACACUUUCAUGAGACUUGGAGGUUUUUUUGGCUUGAGGGUUCAUCAUGAAUCUCUUGAAACUUUUCUAAGACUUUCAAGGACUUCGCACGGACUUUUCUGCGACUUUGAGGUUCCCUAUACCAAGUCAAACCUCAUUCCAGGAUUCAUCACCGUCAACGAGGCGAUCACCGACGAGUCCAGCCUCGAAUUGGCGCUCAACGUCGAGAAGGACUCGUGGAUGAUCGGAAAAGUGUGCGAGAAUGGAAAGUCGCAAAACUCUUUCGUGCCGGAUCAACUUUGGUAAGCCCCCCUCCCCCCGACACUUUUCCACCCCAAUGUAUCGUUUUCAGCAAGUUCCAACUCUGCUCGAUCGCUCCGAGCGUCUGCGCGCUGCUCAAAGUCAAAACGUCGGGCUCGAUCGACGUGACGCCGUUCGUGCAGAAGGAGCCGAUCGAUAUCGGAGCGCUGCCGAUCCCGCAGCUCGGCGGCGACUGGAAGAUCGGAGCCAAGAUUGUGCACAACUCGAAGACGUUGGCCGGCGUGCAGAUUGGCAACGGCAAGAGCUGGCUGAGCAUCUACUCGCAGGAGGGCUCCGGCUCCAUCAACUACGACCCCGUCCCGCCAGCCACGCCCAACUUUGACCACAACGAACUCUAA